Molecule: messenger RNA, 1710 nt
Organism: Knipowitschia caucasica
Lineage: Eukaryota; Metazoa; Chordata; Actinopteri; Gobiiformes; Gobiidae
Source: the annotation of a GenBank genome assembly
AUGGCAGCGCUGAGGCAGGAGCAUCGCUAUGGACUCUCCUGCGGACAAAUACAAAAGGGCUGGACGAACAAGAGUAUGUUCCACGUGAAACUGACUGACACGGCUCUGCGGACCCUGGAGGGCUUUCAGAGCCUCAAGGUGUCAGUGUCUCAGCGGCCGACCAUCAGCUUCAGAGGAAACCAAGGGUAUUUGAAGAUCCCAGCCCCGACUCCAGAGUAUCCUGAUGGAGUUAGAGUCUUCUCCUUCUACUUAUCCAACGAAAGCAAAGACAAACCUCAGUCCAGUUUCGUCUGCAUCCAGCAAUAUGUUUCAGGUGAGGGCAAUGAUCUCCUGGAGGGAAAGGGCAGUAUCCAGGACAAAAUAACGAUCUGUGCCACUGACGACUCGUACCAGACGACCCGCGAGCGCAUGUCCCAGGUGGAGAAGGACACGUGGAGCCGCUCUGCCAUUGAGAUUGAACUGGCCCCUGGUAAGUUUGGAAAGGCCCAUAGGAAGCAGCCGUUAGUCUCAGGAACAGAUGGCUCCAACAAACUCUCUCCGAGCUACAAGAGGACCUUGUUCCCACCCGCACAGCGCCCUCUACUGGAGAGAAUCAUUCACCACCUCGCCCUGAAGCCCCUCCGCAAACCAGAGCUGCUGAGAAGUCUGGAGCGGGAUGGGGUCAGUGCCAAAGACAAGGCUGACCUGAGCACAGCACUGGAGGAGGUCAGCACUCUGAAUCCAAAAGACCACAGCUACAUUUUGAAGGAGGAGCUGUUCAGACAAGUGCAGAAAGACUGGUCCGGAUACACGGAGGAGGAGAGGGCGCUGAUCCACAGGCUGCUCAUCAGGAAACUUGCGCCUCUCCACAUGGGUCAGCUCAGGAGUCCUCAGUCCAACUAUUCGUCCAUCAGAGCUGCCGGAGACUCGCCAUCUCCACUGAGCCCGGCUAAAUCUGUGAAACGUCCGUUGAACCCUGCCUUUUUGAACUGUAAAACCCCAAAGAAGCAGCGACUGGAUGUGAGUCAGGACGCCUCUCCUCGCCACGCGGAGAACGGCGCACACGUCCGGCUGCAGUAUCCAGCAUCCAGCCCCCUGUCGUCCCCUCACAAACUGUCGUCCCCUCAUAAACUGGGAGGCUCCACCACCGUGAGCGCCUCGCCCCACAGAGAGAGGGUCCUGCCCGCCUCCCCUCUGCCCAGAGCCCCGUGCAUGGACAGUCCACCGUUCACUAACAGCCACUAUAAGAAGAAGCAUAAGAAGCACAAAGAGAAGGAGAGAACGCGUUUGAAACCAGACUGGAUCGAGAGCAGCCCACGUCAGAAGACACAAGAAAACACAGAAGAACGGGAGCCGGAGAGCACACGUGACAGUCGAAUAGAGGAACCGCCAGACUAUUUAAUAAAAUACACACCUAUCACCUCGAUGGAGCAGCGGCAGCAGUACCGGGGGGACUUCAGCGCAGAGUAUGAUGAGUACAGAGCUCUUCACAACCACAUCCGGACAGUCACCGACAUGUUUAUUCAGAUGGCCUCCCAGAUCAACACCCUCUCCCCAGGAACGCAGGAAUACAAGCUUAUGGAAGAUCGGAUCAUGCAGAAGUACAAGAAAUACAAGAAGAGAUUCCCUGGUUAUCGGGACGAGAAGAGGCGCUGCCAGUUCCUUCACCAGAAACUGUCUCACAUCAAAGGCCUGAUCACAGACUACGACCGAGCGCACGGACUCACAUAG